Cheilinus undulatus (humphead wrasse) is the source of this 4424-nucleotide messenger RNA. RefSeq lists its product as uncharacterized. The record is from RefSeq and is a predicted model, not a curated record. Lineage: Eukaryota; Metazoa; Chordata; Actinopteri; Labriformes; Labridae. The transcript has 11 exons. Bases 75 to 1916 code for a protein of 613 amino acids.
CAGACAGAGAAGGAAGUUUCAAGCCUUGUCAGUCAUUGAGGCUGAGCCUUGUCAGUCACUGAGGCUGAGCAGCGAUGACAGACCACAUCCUUUGUCUUUUGCUAUUACAAGCUGUUUUCAUAGAGUUACACGCUUCAGACCUCAGGACGGUCCAUGGUUACCUUGGGGGGAACGCUACUCUGCCCUCAGGAGCCAACCCAACAUGGACCCUCUCCUCAAUUGAGUGGUCGAUAUUCAAAAACUUUACGUGGAUUGCCACCUAUCGCAAUGGAGAUGAAAACAUCGACAGAGUUGAUCGAUAUAAAGGACGACUCAGUCUUGACAUCCCCACAGGUGACUUGACAAUUCACGGAUUAACAAAGGAGGAUAACAUGGUGUACACCAUAGACUUCGUUAAUACUGAAGGAUAUGGGAACUCUACCAGGAUCAAACUCCAGGUGAACCAACGACCUCAAAAACCGACCAUACAGGCGGUCCCCAGUACAUUGGCCAAUGACAGCUGUUGGUUUCUGAUGAAGUGCUCUUCCGCGGAUGAAGGUGUCGACGUCUCUUGGCAGGUUGCGUCGUCCAGUGCAACCGUGUACAACAAGAUUAAUACAGACAGAAACUCUGCAGAAAUGCUGGUCUUUCUAAACACCACACAAACUGCUGUGACAGUCACCUGUACAUCCAGUGGGCGUAUGGGGAAUAGCUCAAGUGUUAUCACUCCAAAAUGUGACGAUCUCAAGCCAAAGCUAUCUCCUAAUCGAAGGAAUCAUUAUAUUCUUCUCUUUUUUGCUGGAAUUAUUGUGACAGUUAUACCAACAUUAAUGUGUCUUGUAGAGUUGGCACCAAGGAUGCAGGCUGUACGAGUUAAGUACAGAGAUCAUCAGAAGUACAUUGGUUAUGAAGGACAGCUGACCUUCGAUUCCUUUUUGAGGAGAGUUGCCGAGAAAUUUGACCUUCCGACCCCGGACCUAAAAGUCUUUGAUGAGACCAAGACAGAGGUAGACAGGGAUGCAUUUGAGUUUCUUCUAAAGAAGCAGGAUCUUGGUGUACUGGAGGUUUGCUUACCCCAAUACUGCAGUCAUGACAGUGGACCAAAAGCUCACAGAGACCCCUUCAGAGAAGAAAAAUGGCUAACCUCAGAAAGCCUGUGUUGUGAGGCCAUUGCACUGAUGAAAGAUGCAGCUGAUAAAGCAAUUGUAAAAGAGAAUAUGAAACAGACCUUCCCCUAUCGCCAGAGAAUGAUUCACGACCCAGUCAAGUCUUCAGAAAUCUUUACAGUGUUUCCGCGAUUCCUGGACAUACCAGGAAUGGUUGAGCAGGAUUUCAGUCUGAUGUUUGGUGAAGCUACCUCUGCAAAAUUCUUGGAGAAGUGGCCUACUGUCUACAAACAGAAAGUCCUUGACCAAAGCCGUGGCCUCACGCAAACAGCUGAACUCCAAGACCUGGUUCAAACUGCUGAAUCCACAACUGGAGUAGAAAAUGGUUGGGACAGUGACAUGUCAUCCAUCUUGAUCCUGAUCCACCUGCUACCACCAUCACCUCAUGGCAGCAGAAGCCCAGGAAAACUCUCCGCCAGACCAGCCAGUGAUCAUCUUGUGAAGUUCAUCAAGGCAGAGACCAGCAUCCAGGAUCAUCUUGACAGUAUUACAGAGAAUCUUCAACCCUAUCUGCUUGCUGUUGGGCCCCAGAAGAAAGAGAUUAACAAGUACUUCAUUGUAAUUGACAAACAUGCCAUACCCUGUCAGUCAGCAGAUUCUCUUGCUGCCAUUGAUGAACUCUUCAAAGCGCAUUUUGUCUUUGGUACUUCUUACAACCAGGAUCUCAUAAACGUCUUCAACUUUGUGCAAACCAGUAUCUAUGAAAUAGAUGUUGGCAGCACAAAGGUAAACCCCAGAGUUGCAGAGCUGAGAGCUCAGUUUCUGCAUUGAAUAAAUGUAGAGAUCCUGGAUAUUUUAGAUGCUGCACUGAGCCAAUUCAGACAUGCUCUGUUUCAUAUGUAAAGGCCAUCAGGCAAACGCUCACUUUGACUAAUGUAUGGGUCUCUGGCUUGAGUCUUUUCCUUAAGUCAUAGUCCCGCCCACCAGAGACUCAUGGAGAGACUGGAGGAAUUGACAGGGAAGACUGAAGCCAAAAGAAUAAUGUUUAAUGACCUUUCCUUCACCUUUGCAGCGUCACGUGAAGCAACGUCAGUUUAUGAUGACGGUGCUGAUCGAUCAUCAAUCAGGAGGCAUAAACAGCUGUGUCUGCAUGAUUUGUACUGUAUUUAUUCUAAACAAAUAUCCACAUUUACAGUAUUUGGUCUCAGUGUGGGAUCAGAAAACACCUGCAUGAAGAGAAACCUGCAGUAUAUCAAAAAACUUGUGGACUCUUUCUCCCAGCAAAUGCUUUAUUUUAAAAUUACUUAUCAUCCUAAUUAUUCAGUGUGAAGGCAAAUGAUCAAACCUGACGCUCACUAAAAAUCAGACUGAUAGAAACUUUUUUUAACCCCACUAUGAUUUAAAACAUGUUUCUUCCUGAUAAACAGACUGCUGCUCUGUCAGACUUUCUCUUCAUAAUCUAAUAAAUGGAAAUAACUACUAAAUAGACUACUUACCAGUGGUGGACCAAGUAUUCAACUCCAGUACUUGAGUCAAAGUAUUGAUACUCGUGGUCAAAUCUUACUCAAGUACAAGUAAAAGUUGCUCUGUGAAAUUUUACUCAAGUUAAAGUACUGAAGUAUUUACUUUUAAAAAUACUUAAGUAUUCACAAGUACAUGCAUUUAAAAAUAUUAGAGUAUUCAAAAGUACAAAGCACAUUUUCUAAUAUCAGUACAUUGCUGUAUUGUUUUCUCAUAACCUUGUAACUCUGUGAAACCACCUACUGAUGUACUGACUUACAUGUUGAACUGCUCUGCUGCAAAAAGUCUAUAAAAACACCUGUAAAAACUUCAACAUAAAAAUGCAAUCAAAGACAAUUAGGACAACUCAAUAGAAAGACAUGUAAAACUCACCCAAACCAUCGUUGUAAGUCUGUCCCCUCUUCCAACAACCAUCACCUCUGGUUUGGUCAAAAACAAAUCCUAAAUUCUCCACAUAUAAAGAGUGUAAAGAAUCUGACUCUGCAGGCUGUUUUCCUCUCACUCGUCACCAAGCUUAGUGCACUAAUGGUCGGCUGCAUUUCAAUCAUCAGCCAUCACAUUAAACCGCAAGUAAUUUAACCUCAGACAACUUCAUUUCAAAUGUUUAUCAGGAGUGAAAAAUAACGUCUGUUUAUGUACCUCAACGUGCUUUCUCAGAUUGGACGGUGAGUUCUUGAAUGCAGAAAUGUAGCUUGUUCGCGGCGUACACAGAAGACAUUUGAAAUGAUAUGACCCAUUCCUCAUUUCUGAAAUUUCAAACAUCAAGCUGAGAUGUGGCCAUGGGUGUGCUGUUUUUUUCAGCUUGAGUUUCUCCUGCCAUCUCCAUUGCCGUCUUUUGUUUGAAUGAAGGCGGGAGCUUGCUACACAGAGCGAGGAUGACGUAGCCUAUUUCCAAAUCCAGCCCAGGUGUGAGCAGUGACUGUGAUUGGUUCCCUUCUGUGAGGAGCCCGGCGUGUGGCCAAUUGCAUUUUAGAAUAGAAAAACACCAACAUCUGACUACAAAGCUAGGUUGUACCUAAAAGGAACAAGUAACGACAAGCUUCCUAGAAAUGUAAUGGAGUUGAAAGUCAUAAGUUUCCAAACAAACAAAUACUUAAGUAAAAUACAAAUACAGAAAAAAAUGUACUUAAGUACAGUUCUCAAGUAAAUGUACUCCGUUACUGUCCACCACUGCUACUAACCCACCCAGCAAAUAUUAGUUGUAAGCAAGGUGUACAAGAAAGAACUACUUAAAUCACGUUACUUACAAGAAAAAAAUGAGGGGAGAUCUAAUGAGUAUGAGGUCAAGCAAUCCAAAGCUGUACUGGAAGAUGUUGAAUGGCUCUAGGAGAGAUAAAGAUCGUUGCCCCAUUCCACUCCAUGAAUUUCAGGAGCACUUUAAAGGAUUAGCAGAGUGUGAUGCACUGACAACUGAGCUCCCUGAAGUUGACUAUACGGAAAAUAGUCUUAUCUGUAAUGAUUUAAAUGCAACUUUCACUGAAAAAGAAAUUAAGGAGGUUAUUUUGGAACUAAAACCAGGAGAAGCAGCAGGAAUAGAUGGUGUGAUAAAUGAGUACGUCAAAAGCACAGCAGACAUUUUUAUGCCCCUUUAUGUUUCUUUGUUUAACAAAAUUUUGGAUUCCAGAAUUAUUCCUGGGACCUGGGUUUGUGGCUUAAUUGUACCGAUUUACAAGAGAAAAGGGGAUCCUGAGGACUGUAACAAAUACAGGGGCAUUACACUCCUGAGCUGUUUAGGUAAAUUGUUCACCAAUGUGUUAAAUGUAAGAGUACGUAAUGUCUGUGAGGAAAAUUCUAUACUGACAGAAGCCCAGGCAGGAU